This is a messenger RNA of Fraxinus pennsylvanica, 1299 nucleotides long. Lineage: Eukaryota; Viridiplantae; Streptophyta; Magnoliopsida; Lamiales; Oleaceae. The record is from the annotation of a GenBank genome assembly.
AUGGACAGAUACAGAGAAGACAGAUACGGUGACUACUCUACGACAUCAUAUGGGCCCAACUAUGACAACCGCCAUCACUACUACGACGGCGACGACCGCCACUACCACCACCACGACCGUCAUUACUACAACCGCUAUCAUGAAGCCGACCAACUAUACUCCAACUUUAACGGCGAGGAAAAUUACCCAACUUCCGGUCUCCAUGACAGCAAUUUGCCUCUGUCGGGGCAUAAAAGGCCAAUUUCUCAAUCUGACUUUGUUGAUUUUGUGAAGCUAUUCGUUGGAGGAGUUCCUCGAACAAUCACUGAACAAGAUAUUCGCUCCAUUUUUGGAGAAUAUGGACAUAUUGUUGAGGUUAUUCUUCUCAGGGAUAAAUGGACUGGUGUACAGCAAGAAUAUUGCUUUGUGAAGUAUGCUAUGGUGGAGGCGGCCGAGCGAGCUAUUGUGGGGUUACAAGGCCAAUAUACUUUUCCUGGGGGGACGAUUCCUAUAAUAGUUAAAUAUGCUGAUGGGGAACGUGAGCGCCUUGGGAGCUUUGGCUCACAUGUGCACAAGUUGUAUGUUGGCUGCGUGAAUAAACAAGCUUCAAAAAGGGAAAUUGAAGAAAUAUUUACCCCAUUUGGUGCUGUUGAAGACAUUUAUGUUGUCCGAGAUGAAUUCAAGCGAAACCGUGGAUGUGCAUUUGUUCAAUUUUCUUGUCGAGAUAUGGCAAUUGCUGCAAUAACGGCAUUACAUGGAAGAUAUAUGAUGAGAGGAUGUGAUCAGCCUUUAAUUGUUCGAUUUGCGGAUCCAAAGAAGCCAAGGGCAGGGGAUUCUAGACCUUCACCAUACGUGAACGAUCAAUUUAGUGGACAUAUGCCGCCUAAUGAAAUCCGACCAGUCGAGUCUCCACAAAUUGGACACAAGCCUCCAGCAGAUUCGAGCACCUGCAGUGCAUCUGCUGCCCACGACACGAAUUCAAGUAGUGAUAUGACACAUUUGAUAGACUGUGACUGGAGCGAGCACGUGUGUCCUGAUGCACAUCUGUACUAUUAUAAUUGUGUAACGUGUGAGAGCAGAUGGGAGAAACCGGAGGAAUAUGCACAUUAUGAACAAGAACUAGAAAAACUGGAGCAGCAGCUGCAGCAGCAAGAAUCAAAGCCACAGGUCCUUUCUUCCCCAGAGGAACUUAAUCACGUGCAUGAACAAGCAAUGACAAUCCCAGUGGUUGAGCCAGCAAUUAUGCAUACAGGAAAGAAUGCUGAGAAUGUUGUACAGCUAAUUCAUGCAGGUUUGCUUUGGAUGUGCUAUGCUAUUUAA